AUGAGCAACCAUCGACUAGGGCAAGGUCCCUAUAACUCUGGAAGGCCGAGACAAAGCCAUCCGUCGCUGUCUGUCAAUACCUCGACUCCGCAUCACGGACGCUCACCACCCCACCAUCAUCAUCAGACUCCGCUAUCUGCCUCGUCCGAUGUCCCAACACCUCACUAUCCCUUGCCUAUUCCCCCCGAGAAGCAGGAGAGAGCUUUGAAGUUAUACACCGACUACCAGUCGGCCGAACUGGAGGAAGGGUUAGUUCAACGGGGAAAUGAUCCUGUAUCUGCGAUAGAUGGCUACCUCUCGGUCCCAGGACAUUCCGUGACUAUGUCGACUUCAUCUGUGGGCUCACCAAGACAUCGCAAUACGCCUUCGGUAUCUACAUACGAUCCUACAGAGAUGUCUUCCGUCAUGUCAUUCGAACCGGACGAGAGCCCCUCCUCUGCCACCCUCGAACAGAAAGAGUUGAAAACUUAUCACGGACAGACAGUGAAGCAAAGAUCGAGAAAAAGGCUGGCACCAAAAGCAAAAGCAAAAGCAGCUUUGAUUCGUUACCUUGGUUCCUGUCCAGCAUGUAGGAAGCGUGCAGUAUCUUGUCCACUAGAACACUACGACAUGAAGAUACUCGACCGCCUUCAUCAACACAAAUUGAGCAACACCAAAAACGAGGUCCGUCCUCAGCCUGACAAGUUCCCAAGUUCCUCUAGCACAACGUCGCGGAAACAUCAACGCCCUUUGCCAGAUGCCCAGAAAUUGAAUAGAAAGCAUAGACGAUCUGUCUCUCGUGAGCAGGUUGCACCACCACCAUCUCAGAGCGACGCCCUGUUCUUGGGAUUGGGCCAAGGUCAGAGUGAAGGAUACGACCAACGACUUCGGCCAAAUCCACAAGCUUAUAUAUCGGAGCUCAAUAUGGACCUGGGCGAAGGAGUGGAUGAAAAUUUACUAAGCCCGGCGCCGCUAUACCAAGCCGCUCAAACUCUUCCAACUAUUACCCAGGAUGCGUAUUCCCAGCAGGACAAUGCAACUAUGGUCCUCAUUGGUGAUAUCAGAAGUAGAUCUUACCAUUGCCGACACGAUGGUUGUGAUCUCUUGUUUCAGAAAAUUGAGGAGCUACAACUUCAUUUCGAGGGUAAUCACUUGCCGGUUUCACGGCUUGAGCAACCUCUUCGAGUUCGAUGUACAUCAUGCGAGUAUGUGGGGAAUCACAUGGCUGACAGUCAAUGUCGUCAAUGUGGAGAUUCCUCUCAAUUUGAGCUUUGUGUUUACGGCCAGUUGAUAUACUCAGCUUCUCACGGGCGCUAUUCCUCGGAUGAACAAGAUUUUUUCCAAUACACGCCUACAACUACCUCGCAAUAUGCCCCCAGUUACGAGUCCCCAAGCAUCAAUUUAUACAAUGGUCCAAGCAUGACCACCGAUAGUUUCCAGCAAGAUCAAUAUGAUGGCAGCUUCGACUAUGAAUUCAAUCAGCAGUUCAUUGGCUCCGAGCACCAGACCCUACACACCCCAGCAUUGAGCUAUGUCGACGAUCGGGACGGCUCAUUUAGGGAAGAAACUUUUAGCCAAGAAAGGGAUCCCUCGGCUAUUCCGUCAGCUGGUUGGCCCUCCGUUCAUAAUGCAAAUGGAUAUGGCGCAUCAGGUGGGGUGUACGACAACUUGAAUUCUUGA
Molecule: messenger RNA, 1659 nt
Organism: Glarea lozoyensis ATCC 20868
Lineage: Eukaryota; Fungi; Ascomycota; Leotiomycetes; Helotiales; Helotiaceae
Exons: 2
Coding region: 1-1659 (552 amino acids)
Source: RefSeq, a predicted model, not a curated record